Messenger RNA from Prinia subflava (tawny-flanked prinia), 1309 nucleotides. RefSeq names its product midkine (gene MDK). The transcript is spliced from 5 exons. The coding region runs from base 199 to 627 and encodes 142 amino acids. Gene Ontology annotation, molecular function: growth factor activity. NCBI's taxonomy places the organism in Eukaryota, Metazoa, Chordata, Aves, Passeriformes, Cisticolidae. The record is from RefSeq and is a predicted model, not a curated record.
GGCCGCCCCUCCGCCACCCUGCCUUUGUGCCUGCCGAGGGGCAGAGGAGGAGCUUGCGGAAAGUUUUGGGCUAAAAACCCACCUUUUUGCUGCCAGCCGAGCCCGACGUCAGGGGCCGCUGUGCGCCGCGCGGGGCUCCGCACGCGGCCGCCACACAAAGGCAGCAGCUCCGCUCGGCUCCCUCCGCUCCCAGGCAGGAUGCAGGCUCGGAGCCUCCUCCUCCUCCUGGCGCUGAUCCUGGUGGCUGCUGCCGCCGAGGCUGGCAAGAACAAGAAAGAAAAGACAAAGAAGGAUGGCUCCAAGUGUGAGGACUGGCGUUGGGGACCCUGUGUUCCAAACAGUAAGGACUGUGGCCUGGGCUACCGCGAGGGAACCUGCAAAGAUGAGAGUAGGAAGCUCAAGUGCAAGAUCCCCUGCAACUGGAAGAAGAAAUUUGGAGCUGACUGCAAGUACAAGUUUGAGAGCUGGGGAGGCUGUAGUGCUCAGACAGGCCUCAAGACUCGCUCCGGCAUCCUGAAGAAAGCCUUGUACAAUGCCCAGUGUGAGGAGACUGUCUCUGUGACCAAGCCCUGCGCCUCCAAGAUCAAGUCAAAGUCCAAAGCAAAGAAGGGCAAGGGGAAGGACUAGAGCAGGCAGCCAGCGUCGUCAGCAGCCCCUCAACAUGGUGCCUACAGGACUGGAUGUCCAGCUGCAGCUGGCCCACACUACAGUCUUCCUCCUCGUCUCCUUACUCCUUUCCAUGACCUCCUCUUUCACUGAGAUGCCUUGUUUUACUAAUUAGUGUUGUAGAGAGCAAACCCACCCACCCUGCAGGAGAGGCUGCCUCCUUUCUUGCUGUCCCAUGGGCACUGCUAGUGCAUCCUGCUCACCUCCUCUCAGCUGGUGUUGGGGUUCACUGGGAUGUGCUCGGAGAGCUGGGAUGGAGCACACAUUUUUCCACCCUCCAGCACAAAUUACUUGCCUUUGGCACAUCCUUUUGCAAGCCCAGGAGCCGCCUUGCUCCUCCAGCAGGUACUGGUGCCAGAGGGAAGGGCUGGGUGGUGAAUGCCCAAGUAACCACAUCACUCAAGCUUCUCACUCAAAAACUGCUCUCACCUCAGGGCUUUAUUCCAGCAUCCCUUUGGCUGGGGCAUGACUUACCUGUAGCAGCUGAGGAAAACACAGCCAUCACCCUGAGAAGCAACUGUGUCUCCUCUCUGUCACUUCUAACCAUGUGUGUCCAUGCUGGGCCUGCAGCCCCUCUGCCUUUGCCAUGCCAACACCACUGCUGGGUGGGAUCUCUCCCUCCUUUUGGAUUUUUUUUUUUUUC